Sphaeramia orbicularis (orbiculate cardinalfish) is the source of this 6143-nucleotide messenger RNA. RefSeq names its product ATP-binding cassette, sub-family G (WHITE), member 4a (gene abcg4a). NCBI's taxonomy places the organism in Eukaryota, Metazoa, Chordata, Actinopteri, Kurtiformes, Apogonidae. Gene Ontology annotation, biological process: cholesterol efflux; transmembrane transport; cholesterol homeostasis. The record is from RefSeq and is a predicted model, not a curated record. Gene Ontology annotation, molecular function: ABC-type sterol transporter activity; ATP hydrolysis activity; ATP binding. Bases 741 to 2666 code for a protein of 641 amino acids. Gene Ontology annotation, cellular component: plasma membrane. The transcript has 15 exons.
AGACUUCAUUCGGGCCCAUAACAUGCGAUAAGAAAUGAUUUCCCCGUCCAAAAUAAUACAAACCAUAACAGAUUUUUUCCUGGUAGCAUCCUGACAGCAACGCCCUGCAUCCCAGACCGGCGUGCGUACCACACAGACGCACCAACCGGUAAGAGCAUAACAGAGGCUUCUAUAUCGAGCUGCUGAUGAUGCUGUUGAAGCAUCUGCAGCACUAUUUGGAUGUUUUUGUUUUUAUUCCGGAUGUCAGACAUUGAAAAGCAUCGUGUGCAUCACUGAGGAAGAUGUUUGUGCCUGUUUCGAAGCGGGAUGGAUGGAUUUAAUGAGAGGGGGGGGUAUUUUAUCGAGGAAAAACAUGACAUGCAUCCUGUUCCCCUGACGAUUCUCUGGGAUGCAGUCAUAGUUUGAGGCCGGACAUGAUUUUAAUCUCAGGAGUUGCUGUAGUGGAUGCGGGAUGAUGUGCGCCGCACCCCGAGAGAUAUUGAUAAGGAGAACACAGCUCGGUCCUUUCAUGCCUCGCAACCCAUCCGGAUUUUUUCUGGACUGUGGCGCACAGUGACCAUCUUGUGUCUUCUUCUUUUUUUUUUUUAAUGCUUGGUAGAGACUGUUUGGCGGGACCCUCUGAUGUGGAGGAAUUGUGCAGCUUUGUCUGAAAGGAUCCACUGAGCACUGUUGCUCUUAUCCAAAGAGCAGGGCUGAGCUUCUCACCUGGUCAUUUCAACACAAUAUAAGAAUCUUUCAGAAUGGCUGAGAAGACGCUGGAGCAGAGCUCGGUCAGCAUCCCCAUGGAGGAGACCAAACUCCACAGCGGGGCUCCCCAGGAGCCCCUGCUCACCCACCUGAAGAAAGUGGAGAAUCACAUCACUGAGGCUCAGCGCUUCUCCCACCUCCCACGCCGCUCGGCCGUGGACCUAGAGUUUAAUGAGCUCUCUUACACCAUCCGUGAAGGUCCCUGGUGGCGCAGGAGAGGUUAUAAAGCCCUCCUCAAGUGUCUGUCAGGACGAUUCAACAGCAGAGAGCUGAUUGGCAUCAUGGGUCCCUCUGGAGCUGGGAAGUCCACUCUGAUGAAUAUUCUGGCAGGAUACAGGGAGACGGGCAUGAAGGGCCAGAUCCUGGUGAACGGUCGACCACGGGACCUCAGGACCUUCAGGAAGAUGUCCUGUUACAUUAUGCAGGAUGACAUGCUGCUGCCACAUCUUACAGCGAGGGAGGCCAUGAUGGUCUCUGCAAAUCUGAAACUCAAUGAGAGUCAGCUGGUCAAAAAGGAACUUGUGGAUGAGAUCUUGACUGCUCUGGGUCUUCUGGAGUGUGCACAGACACGCACUAACUCUCUCUCCGGUGGCCAAUGUAAAAGACUAGCCAUCGCCCUUGAGCUGGUCAACAAUCCUCCUGUCAUGUUCUUUGAUGAGCCAACCAGUGGUCUGGACAGCGCAUCCUGCUUCCAGGUCGUUUCUCUCAUGAAGUCUCUGGCUCAGGGAGGACGGACAAUCAUCUGCACCAUUCAUCAGCCCAGUGCCAAGCUCUUUGAGAUGUUUGAUAAGCUGUACAUUCUCAGUCAGGGUCAGUGCAUAUACAAGGGCACAGUCCCAUACCUCAUCCCAUAUCUGAAGAACCUCGGCCUCCACUGCCCCACAUAUCACAACCCAGCUGAUUUCAUCAUUGAGGUGGCAUCAGGGGAGUACGGGGACCUGAACCCAGUGCUGUUUGAGGCUGUCCAGGGUGGAUUGUGCUCGGAGGAGGGCAAGAAGAACUCCAGAGAUAAAAGUGACCCUUCUUGUAACUCUCAGUGUCACAGUGACACAGGAACUCUUGAGAAACACAGCUUUGCCACCAGUACAUUCACACAGUUCUGCAUCCUCUUCAAACGGACCUUUGUCACGAUAUGCAGGGACACGGUACUGACCCACCUCAGGGUGAUGUCCCAUCUGUCUAUUGGAGUACUGAUUGGCCUGCUUUAUCUCAAAAUUGGAAACGACGCCAGCAAGGUCUUUAACAACACCGGCUUCCUCUUCUUCUCUAUGCUGUUCCUCAUGUUUGCUGCCCUGAUGCCCACCGUCUUAACUUUUCCUCUGGAGAUGUCUGUGUUUGUAAGGGAACAUCUCAAUUAUUGGUACAGCCUUAAGGCCUACUACUUGGCUAAGACCAUGGCUGACAUACCGUUUCAGGUGAUUUGUCCAAUUAUGUACUGUAGUAUAGUGUACUGGAUGACUGAACAGCCUCCAGAGGCAGGUCGCUACCUGCUAUUUAUGGCCUUGUCUACAUCAACAGCCCUGGUAGCCCAGUCCCUAGGCCUGCUUAUAGGUGCUGCAUCCACCUCUUUGCAGGUGGCAACGUUCGUGGGACCAGUCACAGCCAUACCUGUGCUUCUUUUCUCUGGGUUCUUUGUCAACUUUGACACCAUCCCCAAAUACCUACAGUGGAGCUCUUAUGUCUCCUAUGUCAGGUACGGAUUUGAAGGGGUGAUUCUUUCUAUCUAUGGGAUGAACAGGUCGGAGCUGGAGUGUCCGGGCCUUUCGUGUAAGUUUCAGAAACCAGAGGAGGUCCUACAGUUGCUCGAUGUGGAGAAUGCAAAGCUCUACGUGGACUUCAUGGUGCUGGGCGUUUUCUUCUUGGUUCUCAGGCUGGCGACAUACCUGGUCCUGCGCUACAAAGUCAAGUCAGAGCGUUAAAAUAUCCAUAGGGAACAGUAAUGGACUUGGAAGCUCAUACAUAUGUUGGAAGAGUGAGAUAGUAAGCAAACAUAUAGUCUCUCUUUUUGUCUCUGUUUCAUAUUCAUGUACAAAAGACAUGCACAUAAAAUCAUCUGAAAGCUGUGCUGCACCAUUACCCAGACUGUACAGUAUAUUAUCUUCCAAGAGUUUCAAGAAAAGGGAAAGUGUAGAUUAUGGAGUGUCUAUUGCUGAAUACAACCCUCCAGGUGUAGGGUUUUUUCAUCAUUACUGUCCAAAAAUAUUACAUAUCUGCACAACCUGUGAACAAAAUACCAUAAACAAUAACAUAAAGCAUGUUUCUGAAAACUGAGAAACUUUAAUGUGAAAUUAUUUGGAGGAUUCUUGGACAUUGCCACGUGUCAUAAGAGCUACAAUCCUGGGGUAAUGCUGAGCCAUAGUCCGUUACAUUUUUGGUUCAGCGUCCUGUGUCCUGCGUCCUGUCACAUGUCCUAAAAAAUGAACACAUCCACACACACAUUUUCCACAUCAGAAGUCCAUUAAUUGAUAAGCGGACUACAAUCCUCAAGAUGCCCCCAAGAUUUCAGGCUGGAUACAUUCAUUUUGCUAUCAGGAGAAGUGGAAACUUUCUGUGCCAGAAAACUUGCUGCUUCUCGCUCUCCUGUGGAAUCAUCUUAUCAGAUGUCCUUAACAAGAUGCAAAACACAGCGGAAUAUAACCGUUACCAACCGACUGCCAGUGGAUGACUUUCCUGUCUUGCCAUCUCCAUUGAGGAUCAUUUUCACAGUCUCUCUUUCCUACCUUUGACAGUGGUAGAACAAUCAGACAUAUCUGAAGUGUGGAGAUGUCAAGCAGCGUGUCUCAUUAUGAGCCAGAUAUGGAUCCACUCUGCUGCAGUACCUGGCCUGUAACUCCUGACUUCAGUGAAAUAGAAUCAUGACAAGGAAACUAAUGUGAAAGAAAGCAAGACUGUUGAUUUCCACCCUGAAGGUGAUGUUAGCAGAACUGGUUACAGUGAGCUUCAGGUGAAGUGCAAUAGCCUGUGUUAUGUAAAAGAAAAAAAAAGUGGUAGUUGGUGUCACUCUUCUUUGACACAAUUCUUUGAACUGCUUGUUUCCACUCAUUGUAUGACUCUUUAGCUGUUUCCUUCCCUCAGCUUCAAAAGAGAAAAUGUCCUUUUCUCUCUCUUUCUCUGCUUUGCUGAUGUCUGACAGAUGUGUGUUGUCCAAAACAAUGCUAGAUACUUGAAAUGCUGGCCAGGCAGUUUUUGUGCCUCUGAACUAGAAUGAUAUGAGUUUCCUCUGCUUCAGUACUCAUCGUUUGCACAUACACCUUAUGUCAACAUACAUGCUGCUUUACACACACACACACACACACACACACCUACACACCUACACAAACACCUACACACACACACACACACACACACACACACACACACACACACACACACAUAUUUGCACACACAGUUACAUAAACACACACAAACACAUAUUCACCCUUGGCAAUGUUUAGAGGAGCCUCUCCUGUCACAAGGCAAUGCAAAUAUUUUCCAAUAGACUUGCUAUGAAAUAUUUCUUACUUAAACUAUGCUACUUAGUAAUCCUUAUUAUAAUGCAUAAAAUGUGAGUAUAUAAUCAAUGAUUGUACAGUUAAUAUGUUAUGCUGUAAACAAAUGUACAUUUGCACUUUUAAAUGUAUGCUUAUUGUUUUUUAUUUAUUUGUAUUUAAGUUUAUUUUUCUAUAUCUAUGUGACGAGUGCUGCUUGAAAGUAUAACGGGAAAAACAGCAACUGAAUGUUGCAUGUUCACUUUAGGAAUGAAAUUUAUGAAAUAUUAAAUUUCAGGCUAUAGCAUAAUGGUUUUAUUUCCUCAUACAAAUGUAUGUAUUCUGUCAUGUUUGAGGAAAUGCAAAUCCUCUGCUUUCUGCUUUAAAAUAUGUGGAAUAGAGCGAGUUAGUGGUGUAGAUUAAAAAGAACAAGAUGUUGAAGGUAAUAUAGAAGUAUGUGAUGUGUGCUAAAAGAAGAAAGCAAGGAUAAUGAACCACAGUAGUCAACCAAAUGUAUUGUUAUGUAGCCCGUGGUCAGUUUGCCUGUCGCUCUACAAAAGAAGUGGAAAAGAAAGCUGACCAUUGAUCUGAUUAAGUCAUUAAUAGCAAUAGUCAACAUUGUGAUUUGUACAUGUUACUAUACCUCCUACUGCUAUGGCAUCAGUCAGUCUGUGUUUUUAUAUUAUGAACUUAAUUUGACUAUGUGUUCAUUCCACUUCCAUUGUGUGCAAUAACCAUCUAAAGGUGUUUCAACUCUGUAAGAACACUUUCAUGAAGGGAAUAUGACUAGGCAAAAUAUCUUUUUUAUCUGUUCAUUUUCACUGGGUCUCCUGAAGUAAAACAGGCUGAAACAGUUUGUGGUAUGAUCCCUUUAAGGAUUCAAUUAAAAUGACAAAUGCAGGAAGCUAACAGUGAGAAAACUGAUGGAUUAUGGAUAAGCUAAAGCCACUAGAGAGGGGAUGCUGUUUUAAUGCCAGAUGCUGUCAAGAUUAUUGUUCAGAAGUUAUCAAGUAUGAAGUGCAGGAUGUGGAAAAUACUGUAGAAAGUCAGGUUUACUGCCAACACAGAAGAUGUAUAUGUUUAUAUAACAAAAGUCAUGUGUUGGUUGCAAUGGGUAUUCAAGAAAAAUGCAGAAAAGAGCUCCAACCUACAAACAAAGCAAAGUAACACACUAAGCAGUUUGAGAACGUCCCAACCUUGCAAGGACCUUUGGUACCAAAGAACAAAACAAAUCAUUAAUUCUCUGCUGUAAUUUGUGAAAUAAUAGAGGGCACAUCUCUCUGAGAGAUUACAUUGUCCAGGGGAUGUGACCAAAUAUGGUGUUCUGAAAAGACACUCACAAAUCACUUUUUUUCUGAAGUUGCCUCUUGAACAGCAGGACCAUUUGAGAAGUCUCUGCAUUAAAUAUCUGACUGAAGACUGCUUACUUUUCCCCUGAACAUACAUUCUGUCAUUCUAAAAUUGUCACUGUUACUUAGAUAUAUUUGUCACUGUUCCUCUCAGGACAGGGCAGCGUUCUGUCAUUUUCUACCAGAUAUAAUGUUAAGUGGAGAUACCGAACCAAGUGAUUUUGAUUUUAAUUGGAUAUAAUGUAGGCACAGUUUAUACAAAAAACUUUUUUUUUUUCAUUUUACAUGACACUUUUGUUUAAGCUGUUCACCGUUUCAGCUGUUUCUCACACAACACUAGACUUUGUUGCACUUUAUCAUGCAUGAUAAAUAAAACUACACAGGCUAUCCCUACUGAGAGCUAUGACUGUCUGACUGAUGGAAAAAUAAUAAUGGGAUGGAGAGCUGUUUCACACAGAUUGUCUUUUUUCUGGUCUGUUAUCAUUUGUCAUUUACAGUUUGGUUUCUCAACUGAAAAAAUGCAAGUUCUGUGUACUGAACGCUGUUCCAACGAUUAUAAUAAAAUAAUUUAUAACCUUUG